AUGGCUGGGACCUGGGAGAUGCAGCUGUUCCUUCUGUGCUUCACACCAGCUCUUCUGGCGGCCGUGAAGAUCAACGCCAAGGGUCGGGAGGUGAUCUACCUAGCCCAGGGCGAGUCGGUCAAGCUGGGCUGUCCGUACGAGCUAGAGCCAGAGGAUCAGGGCCCCAACGGGCUGGACAUUGAAUGGACCCAGCUGAAUGCUGACCCCACAAGCCUGGACAGUGUGAUCCUUAGCUACCAAGGACAACAGGUGAUCCACCCCGGAUACCCUUACGUGCAGCAGAGGGGGGGUCCCCGGGUAAACUUUGCCCUCCCAGACCCCAGCCAGUACGACGCCUCCAUCAACCUGCAGAACGUGCAGACUUCUGACUCGGCGACCUACGAGUGCAAGGUGAAGAAAACCACCGUGGCUACUCGCAAGGUGACCAUCACAGUGCUCGAGAGACCAUCUACUCCCCAGUGCUCGAUAGAGGGCCGGGUGGCCAUGGGCCGAGGAAUCACCCUGCGCUGUGCCGCGCAUGCUGGAUCCUCUCCUCUCCUCUACCAGUGGUCCAAGGAGGCAGAGCGGCCCUUUGGGAACUGGCCACUCCCUGCCACUGCAAAAGGCCUGAAUCCCGGCGACCUGGUCAUUCAGAGCCUGUCGCGUGAACAUGUGGGCAUUUACCAGUGCACCGUGGCCAACAAGGUCGGAUCUGUCCGGUGUACUCUCGAGGUUUCCUUUUCAGCAGAUUCCAACCAGGUGGGCAUCAUCGUGGGAGCGGUCUUCGGCUCUCUGCUGCUGCUUCUGCUCCUCCUGGGCCUGACCGUGGCGCUCAUUUGCUGCUGCCGAAGGAAGCGGGACAAAGAACAGGCCAAUCAGAUCAGGGUCGACACAGCUCCGCCUCGGAGACGGGCUGAGAGCCGGAACAGCAGCCUGCGGUCCAUCCUAGGCUACAUGCCCUACAAUCUCAGCUUCUCGCAACGCCGCAAAUACGAGCCGCCCAAGGAACAAGAAGGGGUAGAGAUGGUCACCCCAGCAAGCGACACAGACCUCAGCCUUCAUGCCAACUGCAGCAACGCGGGGAGCGAAAGCCGCAAGAGUGGGUGUCCGUCCAGGGUCACCACCCAGGCCAGGAUCCACUGCCCGCCCAACACGCCUUCCUCUGCCCGUGGGAAAACUGGAGUCACCGCUUCCUCCUCGCAGUCGCCCAGUGGUGCAAAUCCAGGAAGCAGCUCCGGUACUUCCAGCCGGGACCCAGCCCAGGGGAAGCAGAACCAUCCUAGCCAAUAUGGAGGAGUUCCCGUGAUGGUGUCAGCCCAGAGCAGAGACGGCCUCGUGGUAUAG
This is a messenger RNA of Hemicordylus capensis (graceful crag lizard), 1323 nucleotides long. It is a transcript of the gene VSIG8, whose product is annotated as V-set and immunoglobulin domain containing 8. The transcript is spliced from 8 exons. The record is from RefSeq and is a predicted model, not a curated record. The coding region runs from base 1 to 1323 and encodes 440 amino acids. Gene Ontology annotation, cellular component: intracellular anatomical structure. Lineage: Eukaryota; Metazoa; Chordata; Lepidosauria; Squamata; Cordylidae.